AUGAUAAAAAAGCCAAACAGUUCCAUUAGAUUACCGGUUGAAUGUGUUGAAGGAAUCUUGCAAUUUCUUGAGGAUGAUAUAGAAUCACUUCAUUCAUGUGUUUUAGUUAACCGACUUUGGUGUAGGUCAGGAAUUUCAUUACUAUGGAGCCAGCCAUUUUCAUUUGUUGGGAGACGAGCACAUAAAAUUAUAGAUGUUUACAUAUUGUUUCUAACUGAUGAAAAAAAAGAAGUGUUAACCAAUAUAGGAUUUAAUAAUAUCAUCGAUAGUGAUAACAAUAAUGACAAUGAAAACAAAAAAACAUUAUUUAAUUAUCCAAAGUUCUUUAAAAGACUAGACAUUAACGGGUUAAGAAAUUCGAUAAGAUGCUGGCUAAUCAAUUAUUACUACGAUAAUUUAAAACACGCUAAAAUUUACGUGGCUUUUAUUGCAGAGUUAGAUGAUCGAUUAGUAACAGAUAGAGAAUUUGAAAUUGUUGGUAAUUUAUUUAUAGAUUUAACGGAAUAUUCUUCUAGGAUUGAGUAUGCGCAUAUAGAUUUUAAUGGGUUACCUGUUGAGCCCAUAGAUCUUGAUGAAUUUGAUUCACUGAUUUCAUUAUUUUUAGAGUCGCAGAAUUCUUUAAAAGAUCUAACCAUUGCAAUAUUAUGGUCGAAUUCUGCAGCUUCUUUAGUAAUGCAAAGUUUAUCUAGUGAUUUAUUAUCAAACUCUCUAAGAUAUUUAAAGCUUCACCAGCUAUCACAAAAUAGUUAUCAUCAGUUAUUAAGUAUUUUGCACCUAUUAAACAAUUUAGAAACUUUACAAAUAAUUGGGUUUUACGAGGAGAAUAUCGAAGAUUUGAAGGAAUUCAGUGAUGAUGAUGACAAAUUAAAACCGAUUAAUUUAAAAAAUUUACAUUAUGAGGGAUCCGGAUCAGAAUAUGACAUAUUUAUUUCAUUACAUCCCAUAAUCAUAAUGUCUAGCUCUAAUUUAAAAACAUUAUCAACCGAUUUCGUUACCACAGAAUUAUUAGAAACAAUUUCGAAAUAUUGUGUAAAGUUAACACAUUUGUCAAUUUCUUUAAUAAUAAAUGAAAUACCCGAGAUAUUAUUCAGUUUAUUUGAUUCACUUAAAAAUUUAAACCAUUUAUCAAUCUAUACAAACUCGGCAGAUGUUCCAUUUACCUCAACCGAAAAUUUAUCAACAUUUUCUAGAAAAAUUCCCAAAACUUUAAAAUAUUUUGGGUUUGAUUUUUUAAUUUCUCCUGAUAUAUUAGAUUUUUUCCUAAAAGAAUGCAGAGCUUCGUUACAAGCAUUAGCUAUUUACAGGAGCGAGAUGGUUAAUGAGGAAUUGUUAAUUGUCAUUGAAAAACAUUUUAAAGAGAAAAAAUCUUUAAAACGAUUAUUAAUAGAUCCUCCUGAUUGUGAUUUCCAAAUGAAUAAAUACGAAAUACCAAUCAUUUCAGGCACAAUCGAUCCUUGUUAUCCUUUCAGCGGACCUUCCACAAAAGAAUAUGAAAACAAAUGGGAUAAAGAUAUUUUUGUUGAUUUCGAUAAUGAAUUAUGA
Molecule: messenger RNA, 1542 nt
Organism: Entrophospora candida
Lineage: Eukaryota; Fungi; Glomeromycota; Glomeromycetes; Entrophosporales; Entrophosporaceae
Source: the annotation of a GenBank genome assembly